Cadophora gregata is the source of this 1971-nucleotide messenger RNA. RefSeq lists its product as uncharacterized. NCBI's taxonomy places the organism in Eukaryota, Fungi, Ascomycota, Leotiomycetes, Helotiales, Ploettnerulaceae. Gene Ontology annotation, biological process: metal ion transport; transmembrane transport. The transcript is spliced from 2 exons. The record is from RefSeq and is a predicted model, not a curated record. Gene Ontology annotation, molecular function: metal ion transmembrane transporter activity. Gene Ontology annotation, cellular component: membrane. The coding region runs from base 28 to 1782 and encodes 584 amino acids.
AAAAUUUCUUCUGUAACUCGAAUACUUAUGUGCUCCUUCGCAAGCUACAGUAUGGCCCAGCAAGUGCCUUCCGUGCCGCAAUCAUCAGCUCCAGCUCGCAGGAGCGGGGAUACAAUUCAGUCUCUGGCACGUGAGUCCUCAGGCGCACGCCCACGAACCCGUCCAUAUCUUUCGUAUAAGGAUUACCUGGACACGAAUGUUGAAGACUGGCCUGAGUUCCGCUGGAUGCAAGUUUUCUUUAUGCAUCCCGGCGGAGAUCCGAAUAAUACCAAUUUGACUAUCAUCGACUCCGCGAAUGGGAGUCUUCAUCCACAAUCCAUCACAACUCUGGAUCCUCACAGCCUGACAACGGCUCUAGAAAAUCGCCAGCCCGAGGUGAAAACGAGAAUAAUUGUUGUCCACUAUGGACAGAGCUUUUCUAUUGAUCGACGUGUUGUGGAUAUUCUUGGCAGUGUUUAUGACCUAGAUCCUCUUGUGCUGCAGCGUCAUUUUGAACAUGAUGCUAUGUGGCUAGAAGAUGGGCUCAAAACUUCGAAACAUAUUGAAGAGCUUCUUCCCGAGGCCCGCCUUGCAUUACUACCAUCUGAAGAAACCUGUGAAGGGCGAUUCGUUCAUUUUGGCUUGUCGAAUUUUCGCUAUAUAACCGCAAUGUACUUCAAUCAGAAGGACAAAAAUGAUCAGACCACUGUGCUCAUUUGGCUGCGAUUUAAUCUUUCUAUCAAGGACCGGCUUACAUCUCUUGGAAGAGGUGUUUAUCCUUCAUUUUCCUUCGCUCCCAAACGCCUGCUAGGCCCAGGCAACAAGAUUAGCGCGGCGUAUAUUUCAAUGUUAUUGACUUGGACCCCCGAUCUGGUGAGGAGAGGAGACGACGAUUCGCAUCAAUAUCUUGCGCCGCUGUUACAACUUUUCCUCAAAAUUGAACUUUACGAAUUCCGGAACGUUAUGGACCCCAAUCUUGACCGUUAUGUGGAUCACGACAUAGAUGGAACCCUUACUGGCGUGCGAAUGAAUCUUGCUUCCCUGAAAAGAACAAAGAAAGCAUUUCGGGAGUUCAAUAAAACUGAAAUAGGCCGCCAGCAUCAGAUGUCUCCAAAUUUGCUAGACACUGCUCUUUCCGAACUAGAGUCGCUAAUAUCAGACUACGAGGAGGCUGAAGCCGCGUGGAACAGCGAGAGACGGGAUGAACUUCUCGAUGCUCAGCUGAAAGAGGCUAGAAAGUCAACCGAAACGGCCUUACGCGUAGCAAGCUUAACGAGACUCGCAGUCGUAUUCAUUCCUCUCAGUUUUGUCGCUUCCGUCUUUGGCAUGAAUAUCCAACAGUUCAACGACGGGAAAGUUAGUUUGUCAGCCUUCUUUGGAACCGCUGCAAUCAUGAGCUUCCUGACUUUCUUACCAAUCCUGGGACUGAUAGAUAAGGAGAUCACCGUCGCUAAUAUCAAACUUUUCGGAAGAUCGCCCUUGCAUGGAUUUUGGCUUUUGGCCUUCACACUGUCACACUUCCGGAAAAGCAACCGGGCCCUCUGUGAAGAACGUCUACUGUAUUUCCUCAGUUCGGGAAGGAGACCAAAUUUUAAUAGGGACCCUAAUCUCGAAGACGAAAACUUCUGGAUGAAGAAAUUUGGCUGGGUUACUCCAGGGCGUUGGCAACGAUUCUGGAUAGGCAGAGUGCUAAUGAUAACAAAAUUUAUUGAGAGAGAGAUAGAUCGCGAAGGUUGGAGAACCAAGAAAGGGUUUCUAGAUAAGAUAUUAGGAGAUUUUGGAUGGUGGCAACUCGAACGAUGAGACCGGUGGCUCGUCUUGAGUACUAGAUAUGGCGGUUCUCUUGGGCCUUCGGUUAGUUCCCACCGGUCCGCUUCAGCGGCGUUUCUGCCACCAACCGAUGGCGGAUACUGACACGGAAGACUAUCGAAGGGAUAAAUUUCAUUCAUAUUAGUUGUUCAAGGUCAGAAAUUCAUAACAGAUACUUAACAA